This is a messenger RNA of Trachymyrmex septentrionalis, 627 nucleotides long. Its product is annotated as UPF0553 protein C9orf64-like. Lineage: Eukaryota; Metazoa; Arthropoda; Insecta; Hymenoptera; Formicidae. The record is from RefSeq and is a predicted model, not a curated record. The transcript is spliced from 5 exons. Bases 1 to 627 code for a protein of 208 amino acids.
AUGGCUGCAUCUACCUUUUCUACUAUUCCGUGUUCAAUGGAAGAAUCUAUAGCCAAAAAAACAGGAUUGGACAUAAUUAUUGACAAACAUGGAGUGAAAAAAUUAGCGGAAGAGGUGGUAGAGUUCAUGCUGUCUGAUGAUAAGUAUACCUUUAUACGACAAUUAUCCAAGCUCUAUCCUUCUUUUUUCGAUAUUAGAGCUGCAGAUUGGCUAUUUUUAUUGCACACAUUAAAUUUUUCGCUCUGGAUACCAAAUAGUACUAAACAAUGGACAGUUAAUAAUUACACAGGAUUCUGGGCAUUAUGUGCCGCCAUCAAAAGAGCUAUCGAUGAUAAUAAAUUAAUUUGGGAUCCCAAUUAUUACAUGACCAUUGCAUCGACGGAGAUGAAAUACAUUUUUCGAGGAGAUGAUGAAAUUAUCCUUCCGUAUUUAGAAGAAAGACGUAUUAUUUUGCGUCGCGUCGGAAAAACUUUAAAGAAGAAAUAUGGGGGUCUUUUUAUAAAUUGCAUAAGAAAAUCUGAAUAUGAUGCAGAUAAAUUGAUGAAAAUGCUCUUUAAAUUUGAGUCCUAUCAAGAUGAACAUAAGGAUGUUUUGCCAGCUAAAUCGGACAUUUAUAAGACGUCCUGA